Molecule: messenger RNA, 1312 nt
Organism: Phyllotreta striolata
Lineage: Eukaryota; Metazoa; Arthropoda; Insecta; Coleoptera; Chrysomelidae
Source: the annotation of a GenBank genome assembly
UGACAUUUGACAAUUUACGUAGUAAUUUUUUUGGUUAUUUUAUAUUAAAAAUUUGAAAACUUUGAUACUAUUAUUAAUUACACAAAUUUUAGGAGAGAUAAAUAUGUCUUCGGUGUUGUUUUCGCUUCCAGAAUUGUAUAAUUCGUACAAAUCAUGGGUAAGCCAAAAUCCAAAAACACUAGGAGACUGGGAAAGCAUAGCCAAGUGGACGUCUUAUUUUCUAGCAGGACGAAUAAACAAUUCACAAAUACUAUCCGAGUUAAUAUAUUGCCUCUCUAAUUUACUAGUAAUGUUUAACGAUAGAAUAAUUAAGAAAGCCAACGAACUCCAUGAUUGUCAAUCUACUGUGGAGAAAAUCAAAUUAUGGCUCACUGUUGUUGAAUAUUCUGAGGUGUUUUGUGAAUUAUCAGCUCGAAAAAUUUGGGGCUCCACUGGAAAAUGGGUUGUUAUAAUAUGCAUACAAAUAUUCAAAUGCAUAUCUAGAAUGCUUUUGAUUUUCCAUUACAAGGAGUCGAUAAUUCAAAAUCCUCCUAUUCCUGUAUUGGACAGAAAAAAUGCAUUGAUUACUGGAGAACAUAGCACGUCCCUUGUAACAGAACCUAAUUUUGAGUCUAUAACGUUUACUCUUAAACGAUCAGGAAGAGUUGUGAGAAAAAUAGAUUCAUCUCCACCCACAAUCGGAAGAGAUUGGAAACCUUUGCCAAAGCCAUCAUUUUUCCAACCGGAAGGAAAUCAGUCGAUUAAUUCUAUCUUAGCGAAAAGAAUGUUAAUCGCCGAGACUAUUUAUGUUAUCAAACCAAUAGCUCAUUUAGCUUCAUUAGCUUGUUUCGGAACUAAAACGUGGAGGCCCUGGGUUAUAUCUUUAGCUUUAGACGUUGCAAGUUUGGAACUGUACAGGUCGUGUACCAAGAAGAAUAAGCAGUCAUUGACGAAGCAACAACGUUUGCAAAUUUCCAAAAGAACUGUGUUACUUUUAUUGUACGUUUUGAGGUCUCCAAUGUACGAUAAACACAGUAAAGACAGGUUACAUUCCUUCUUGAUGGCUCUGAGUAAUGUUCCUUUAGCUGGAUUAGUGUGCAAGCCCUUGGCCGAGUAUUUACCUUUCUGGCAAAGUACCUAUUUCUACAUGUGGUCUACCUAGGUUAAGGAUUAUUUAAUGCUUAUGGUGUAGUUAUUAAUUGUUAAAAAAAAUUUACAUAUCUUUGUUUCUAGGUUAACGUGUAACUAGAUUUUAACGAUUUUUGAUUUUUUUUAAUAGGUGAUUAAUAGAGAGGUACAAAAGUUUUGUGAUUUGCAGGGAUUUCAAGGUAGU